CUCCGAAAAGAGUGUCAGUGUCAAUGUCGUCACAUUCACUUUACAUCUGAGCUCAUUUUAGUCUAUCGAACUCCCACUUCUAUCAAGAUGCAUCAGAUGUUUCCCAACCCCAUCGAGCUGUUCGUGGACCAGGCAGUCCAGCCUAUAAUAGACUCCCUGGCCUAUCUUCUCAAGGAGGUCCACUAUUUUGCGUUCAUAGCAGCUGUCGCCCUUCUUGGGAUCUUUCUGGGACUGGUUUUCGGCUUCAUAUGCGUCAUUUGGUACAAGUCCACACGUAAUGAGAAGACUGAGAAAAAGGUCUUCAAAUCGGAAGAAGGCGAGGCCGGCGAUUUGAAGAAGAAAGCCUGAAUUGCUGAUUCAACUUUAAGCCAAUUGUGUGUUUAUGCAGUCUUAUAAAGGAGAACUUGAGUUCAGAUA
Molecule: messenger RNA, 417 nt
Organism: Drosophila kikkawai
Lineage: Eukaryota; Metazoa; Arthropoda; Insecta; Diptera; Drosophilidae
Source: RefSeq, a predicted model, not a curated record